UAAGUGUCAGGGUCGUUUGUUAUGUUUUUGCAAUUUUAGCAAAAAAAAUAAUAACUUUUUGCAAUCAGAAACUUAAAUUUUCGUGAAAAUGACUUGAUGACAACAGCUAAAAUACUUCAACUAAUAACAGGGGCUGCCUAAAAACUCGCUCCAGGAUGAACAUAAUGCGGAAAUUGCGCAACCCUGGAGGCGGCUCCAAUGCCUCCAGCAUAGAAAGUACAGCAGGAGAUCCUUCAUCUUCGCAUACUCAGUUAGGUUUAAUGCAUUUAAAAAAACUGUUCUUGGAGUAUAUGCAUCCUCCACAACCACUCACAGAUCAAGAGAAGGAUGAUAAGUUGUACAAUAUGUUACCAUUGUUUUGCAAGGUUUUCGGAGCCAGUCCAACCUGUGAUAUGAAUGAAAAAUUCUGGGAUAUUUUGGCAUUUUGCCAUCAGGUUUCUGUGCUGAUGGUAUCAGAGAUUAGAAAAAGGGCAUCAAACCAGAGUACAGAAGCAGCUAGUUCUGCUAUAGCAACUUUUUUGGAAAUUGAAAAUUGUGAGGAGUCAAGCAAUGGUUGGAUGCUGUUAUCAACUUUAAACCUAUUAGCAGCUGGUAACACCGCCUUGAUCCAAGUAAUGUCAGAAGUUUCAGUGCCAUCAACUCUCGUCCGAUGUCUCUAUUUAUUUAUCGAUCUACCUCCCGACUCUUCACAAAAAGAAACAAUCAACAAGGAAGGCGGUAGCGACUUUACGCCUUACGAACGGAGGGUUUUGUUACAGAAGAUUUUCGUACAGUUAUUGGUGCGUCUAUGCAGUCACAGGAUAGCUGCUGAAGAGUUAGCGAAGAAAGACGAUUUGACACUUUUAUUUUCUGGUAUUACGUCCAGUUGCCCACCUUAUAAUGUGAUGUGGAGGAAAAGCGCCUCUGAGGUGCUUAUGACAGUAUCCAGGCAUGGACUAACACCUCCUGUUAUUGGAUAUAUUCACAGUAAGUCUUGUGUGGCUCUCUGCAUAGAAAACAUGAAAAAAGUACCAGAAAUGGCACCGUUGGAAUUAGUGGAGAUGUUUGUGACGCUUUUUUGCUUUUUAAAAGACUCUAGCGACGUCUCCGCCACAUUAUUGGACGAUUUUAGACUGGCCCACGGUUAUUUGUUUUUAUCCGAAUUUUUAUUAAAAUCAGAAACAGAAAAAUCACAAGAGACCCAAGAUUCGGUUCGCAAUUUGGUUCUGAUGAUCGCCUCCCUUUGUAUGUGCGGUUAUAUAGAACUAAAGCCCUCUCAAGCGUCUAGCGGUUCCUUAUUUCAAAUGCCGGGGUUUUUAUUACCACAACCGUCCGGCAGAGGGAGCACCGUCAGAAAUAUCCAGGCGUUUAGCGUUCUACAAAGCACCUUUUUGAAGAGCAACUCGCCCCUAACUUGUUCCACUAUCCUGGAUGCCAUUUCCAGCAUUUAUCAAUCGGAUAACGCGAACUAUUUUAUUUUGGAAAAUCAGAACACACUCAGCCAAUUCACCGAGAAAAUACAUCAAAAACCUCCGGAGAUUCAGCGGAAGUUAUUCGAAUUAGUGGAGUUUCUGGUGUUCACGCUGAACUUCGUGCCUUGCAAGGAGUUGAUUUCUAUGUCGAUUCUUCUGAAAACGCACAGUUUGAAUUACGCCGAGUGCAGUAUCGCAUGCACAAAGACACUCCUCACCAUUUUAAAGCACAAUGUUAUUUUUAAGGAUGUUUAUAGAGAGGUGGGCUUACUUGAAGUAAUAGUAACUCUACUAAGUCGCUACGCCAGCUUUUUGGAAAACAAAAAAACAUUAAAGGAUUACCAAAUGCCAUUGGGACAAGACAAAUUGGGCGGCCUAAUAAUAGAAGCAAUCAUUCUAUUGUUAACAGGCAGUAUUGGAAACGCAAACGUUUUAAGAGAAUGUGGCGGUGCUAAAUGUGUACACGGAUUAGUACAGUAUUUAGAUUGCAGGUAUGCAGCGUUAGGUAUUAUAAAAGAAUUAAUUUUAACAAGCGGAGGAGAAGACGAUAUGGCCCAAUUAUUAAAUACCCUGCAUUCAGCCCCUCACUCAGACCUGAAUUUGAAAAUUGAUAUUUUAGAGGCUUUGAAGUUGUGCUUGAAAGAGUCCCAUCGAACUAGAACAGUUUUUCGUAAGACAAAUGGAUUUGUUUACGUCAUAAGCGUUCUGAUAGCGUUAGAAGGCAAAUUAAAUAAACCAGAACAUGACUCACGAGUUUUCCACUUACUACUGUUAGUUUUUCAAACAGUAUGUAUAGCCAUGAGAUUCGAACCGGCCAACGCAAAAAUAUUUUACUAUGAAAUUUGCAAGAAUACUUUAAGAGACACACUGAAGCUCUUGGGCUGCUUUUCACAGGAAAAACUGGAGAGAAUUCAAGAAUUUGAGGAACUAGUACCGGGGCCCUAUCAAGAAAUUUGUCAUAAUUUAUUCUUUGGAAGCAUCGUUAAUUUUUGUAUACCUGAAGGUAUUUCCCCUCGAUUGGCUUACGCCACUUUAGUGUGUCGUCUUAUGUAUGAUUUAGCCUUAGAUUUGUAUGAAAAAUCGAACGUUAAUACGGCCAUGUAUGCCAUUAAGUCACCGCCCUUAUCCAGACAGCACAGCCAAAAAUCACAGGAUGAUUUGACGGAUGAAUCGACGGUGAAAAAUAAGCGGGCGAGUGUCAACAGUUUAAAUCUGACCCCGCCUUCUCCUGAACCGAUCAUUGUUCAUCCUGGAGUUGUUAUUUGUUUGUUUCAACUUUUACCGAGCAUACAGGACAAAAACAUGGAAGCUGCAUUGUGCUUGCAACAAUUCAUCUCAGAAAUAAUAAAGUCUUUGGUGCGAUGUGAACGGAACCAGCAAGUGAUGUGCGAAAAAUCGUUCGUCAGUCAUAUCCUGGAAGUGGGUAAUGUUCCUCUGCAAAAUGAGAGUCAUCCACUGCACCCACAGUUGCAAUACAUGCUGGAACGGUUGGCGGCGCAGUCGCUCGAGCCGAUUGAUUUGAGGACCUUUCUUAGGUUUGGCAAUCCGCUGAGUUGUCUCCCAUUGGGCUCAACAGAGCGAGGGGGCGGAGGUCCGGUGCCCCUCACCCGCAUAAAAACCAUCGUAUCAAUGACGACCCCAAAAGAUUUUCGUGCGCAGGCCUCUUAUACUCUGCCCCCAUUCGUCGAGUUUGACAUGUCAGCAGAGGGAUUCGGUUGCUUGUAUCUGCCAAGUAUCGCGCCCCAAUCUUUAUCAGCUCCGAGCGUUGUUGGAGGACUAGAAACGCAUAUCUUAGGAGGAAUCGGAACAGGUGACCGUCUGUUCCCUCCACAAACCGGACUUAGUUACUCCACUUGGAUAUGCGUUGAUAAGUUUUCUGAUCCUCGCUCUGAUCCGCAUUCCGUUCAUUUAUUGACACUGAUUAGAAGUUAUAAUGGGGGACAAGAAGAUGUCGUUUGUCUUAGUAUUGUUUUGUCCACCAGGGAUAAGGCGAUUAUUGUAUCUACUAAAGAGACGCGCAUACCAAACAAUGUGGUGGGCAAUUGGGAACCGGAGGGCGCAGGCGACAGUGGAGUUCGUCUCUGGUACCCGGAUUUAUUAAAAGAGUCUCAGUGGCACCAUCUUGCGGUAGUCCUAAAUCGGGCGGUAUUAAAAAAUUCGUCGCUGGCUCUCUAUAUUGACGGACAACAAGUGCACUGUCAAAAAAUGAACUACAUCGCUCAGAAUCCGGGUGGGGCGGGAGCUGCAUCCGUUAACAUGAACCAAAUCACGUCGCUUUACGGAUAUAUUGGGACACCGCCCGCUUGGAGAAGGUUUUCAAGGUUGUGUUGGAAACAGGGUCCUUGUCAUCUAUUUGAGGAGGUUCUAAAUCCAGGGACGGUCUCUCAAAUGUACCAGUUGGGCCCUCACUACAUGGGCUCCUUUUUGGCCACCAAUUUAUCGAAUUCAUCGGAACCGGUCCAGUUGAUAUCAGAAGAAAAAUUGAUUUUUGGCUUAAACGCUAAAGCAGUAUCUCAUUUGACUUUAAAUAAAAUUCGAAAGGUUUAUAGCAGGGUGGAUAAUAAAUCGAUUGCGAAACAGUUAGGGAUGUCUAGCCACGAGAGCGCAACACCAAUAAGAAUCCUUCAUAAUUCCGCAGGCCAUCUCGCGGGCUCCGCUAGAACAUUGGGCGGUGUAGUUUUAGGUUAUCUGGGUGUCCGUGUCUUUUGUCCUAAGCCAGUGUCUAUGGUAAUCGACACGGUGGGCGGUUGUACGGUUCUGUUGGGACUAAUCGCGAUGGCACAGGACCAAGAAAGCCUUUAUGCUGGCGUAAAGGCUUUGGUCUGCGUGGUAAGGAGUAACCGAGUAGCUCAAACCGAAAUGGACCAGAGGAGGGGUUAUCAGACGUUGGCAAUGUUGUUGCGCAGGAAGCGCCAUCUGCUGAAUUCGCACAUUUUGCAUUUAGCUUUCGGACUGGUUGGUACAGUGGAUAGUGGUCGUGAAUCUUCAUCCAUUCCAAACAAAACGGCAUUUCAGGAUUUGCUAUGUGAUUUAGAAGUGUGGCACGAGGCCCCCGGCGAUUUAUUAAGAUCUCACCUGGAACACUUGCACGAAUUGGCGUUCGAAUCCAAUGAGAAAAAGCACAACAUUUGGGUGAUGAGAGAUUUAGGAUUGGUGGAAAAACUAAUACAUAUUACUGCAGAUAUAAAACACGCUGCCACAAGACAGGUUCUUUUUUCGCUAUAUACUACGUUAUUGGGUGGUCAGCCGAGGUCUCACGAUUUACUACUAUUUGGCCAAUUUAUAACGUCAACUUUACCACAGAUUUCGAAUUUUAAUGAAAAAAAUAUUAUUUUGAAAGAAGGUGAAACUGAGUGUGAACAAAUAUUAUUAAGGAACAGAUGUUUGACUGUUCUGCAUCAGUUAGUAUUUUCAUCACGCAACCAAGUAAGCGAAGAAAUUGCCAAAGUACUCGGUUUCGAUUGGCUGAUCUCAUUUAUGCAACCCAACAUACAUUCCAGUACGGUUUUAUUGGCUUUGAGGAUCUUGGUGGCCGCUUGCUCAAGCCCAUUCCUAAUUAUUAGAUUUAGAGAAGGAACAAGUAAUGGAGGCUGGUUACGUUAUUCCGAACAAGUGACCCAAAAUAAAAUGGCUGUAGUAUUGGGAUGCCCUCCACAUUCCCCUCAUGCCGGCGGAGACCAUCAAAAGUCAGAGGCAUUGCAAAUUCCUGGUUUUCAAUAUUUGGGUUGGUUGCUGCCCUCCCACCUAGACAUUCCGGAAGUGUACUUCCUCCUCACCGCCCUGAUGAUGGGUCAACCGGCCAAACUGAUUCCUUCCGAAACAAAAUUCAAUUUGGAUACGGUGUGGGCCUUUUUAUGGGGCACCUCCUUAAAUAAUCAACCGAUUAACAGUGUCGUGCCAAGAAUUACUUUGAGUGCCGAAGCGGUGGUCAUUUUGCUCGGGAUGAUGCGAGCUCUUAUCCAUUCUGAGACUUCCGCGUUGCCCGAGUGGCUGACUGAUCAUACUACGUCUAUUGUACAAGUUUUAUUCCAAUUAUACCAUAAUAUGCCAGACUUCAUGCCGAUAUUUAUGUCAUCUGAAGUGUUAAGCGCCUUAGCGGGGACUUUAUUUCCUUUUCCGUCGAAAUCUAUGGAAGACUUGUCGGACAGUAGCGGAGGCUCCACUCCCACGGGAGAAGAAAGUGAUAUUAUGAUUGUCCCUAGAUCGCCGCUAGAAGAAGUACCUUUAACAUCCCAUCCGGCCAGACAAUUCGUUAUCGACUUUAUAAGGGUAAUCGUGGUGGAUUCGUUAAGUUUGUCCACAACUGGAAAGUCUUCACCCGUAAUCGAUUUGGUUUUGGAUGCUUACCCGGUGGAUUCUAGUAAUUCGCAACAGGUGGCUUACCAAACGGAGGUAUUGGUAACUUUAAUGGAUCACUUACUGGCAGCCGACAUGUUAGUAGGAGAUCAAGCGGCGAUUCCGAUCGUGCCGUUGGCAACGGCGCAUAUUCAACACGUGGCACCGAAUGUUUUUUACUUGACUGCCCGGAUUGUGGAUAAAUUGUGGCAGGGAGCGUUAAACCGAGAUCCACAUGAAGUUUUCGACUUUAUCGUGAAAUUAAUCGGGCAAGCGAAACGACGCACUACAAAUUUAUCUCUGGAGGGCCUGUACCACUGCUUGAAUCGCACCAUUUUGUAUUUAUUAUCGAGAAAUACAGAAUCCAUUGCGGAUCAGAUGUCGGUGUUGGAGGCUCUACAUAAAUUAACCACUCAUAGGUUAAUCGUAUUUGGAGCAGGAAACCACGAAUUAGACUUUAUCGGUUGCUUAACUUAUUGCUUAUUACAACUAACUGCCGACAUGAGAAUCGCGUUAGAAACGAGUAACUCGAACAAUUCUAUGCCUCGCACCAUGUGGCAUGUCAAUCCAGGGCAAGACUUUGAAUCUAGGGAUGAACACUUAACUUCUCAUCAAGGUAAAAAUUUGAUGGCCACAGCAGCAACGAGGGUAUGGGAGGAAUUAUAUGUGUGCAAAAAGCCGGCAAUCGAAGAGGUUUUUAAAAUAACUUUACCGAUACCUGCACCAAAUGCAAAAGCACCAGAGUUAAGUAAAGCGAGAGAACAGAUCUACGAUUCCGCCGUAAAACUUUGGCUGAAUUACGUCGAUGCAGAGAGAAAGGCUGCUGGUAAGGUACCAUGGGAGUUACAUAACCAAUUGCAGUGGAAAAUUAACCGCGUGACUGGCGGUCUACACCGAUUAGCCAGCAGAACCAAAGUGAGAAAAGAAGAAACUCUACGAACAAGAGCUCUGAUAAGUAAAAAACAGGGAUUGAAUUGGCUGAUUAGUCAAGUGGGGGUCAUUUCGGAGUUGGUCGAGAUGAGACGCCAGCAACACUUAAAUACCACACAACACACUCAACGGUAUGUUCAUCAAGAGUGGCUGCAAACGGAAAAUGAACUGACACGGGAGAGGGGACUGUGGGGCCCGAUGGAGCCAUGCCAUUUAGACAAAUGGAUGCUCGACAUGACCGAAGGGCCACACAGGAUGAGAAAGAAAACGAUGAAAAACGAACUGUUUUAUUUACAUUAUCCUUAUAGGCAGGAACAUGAAAAAGGUAUUCAAAAAUACAAGACGGCCACAAGUCACCACAGCAAAGAGUAUUAUCAAGUGGUGCAAAAAAGGCAACACAUGAGCGGACUAAACUUGGAGCCCCCCGAACGAAGUGACAGCGUAAAUGCGGCCUCAGAAGAACUGUCACCUAUGCCUUACGCUGCUUUGCCACAUUUAACUAGAUUAACCUCGGAUACAACAGAUGACUUACAAGAAGAAAAUGACAAUGAAGAGGAACAACCCUCACCACCACCAGAUAACCAAACCUUACUGCGAUUGCUAGAACACAACGAAAAAAUCACUUACAUGUUUAGAGUGGCGAGGAUUCAAGGUUUAGACACCACCGAGGGCUUAUUACUGUUCGGCCACGAACAUUGUUACAUCGUGGAUGGAUUUACUUUAUUAAAAAAUCGCACUAUUCGGGAUAUCGAUAGCGUAUCACAAAGUGGCAACGAGUACGAACCUAUUUUACCCAUAACCGGUUCCCCGAGACGCUCUAGGACAAUGCGACAAUGUUCCAAGUUUUCUUAUGAUGAUAUUCGAGAAGUGCAUAAGAGACGGUAUUUGCUGCAACCGAUGGCCUUGGAAGUAUUUUCUGGAGAUGGUCGUAACUACUUGUUGGCUUUUGUCAGGAAACAAAGGAACAAAGUAUAUCAGCGGUUCAUGGCCACCGCUACUGGAAUUUCGGACAGCGCUCAGCAAUCGGUCGCCGGACAAAAACGAACCGCCCAUGUGGAACAAGCUGCUGGAUUAUUAAGUAAUUUGAUUGGUGAGACCAGUGUCACGCAAAGAUGGGUCCGAGGCGAAAUAUCCAACUUCCAAUACCUGAUGCACUUGAACACUCUCGCGGGUCGUUCUUACAAUGACCUUAUGCAGUACCCGGUGUUCCCGUGGAUUCUAGCUGAUUACGAUUCAGAAGAAUUGGACUUGACCAAUCCAAGUACUUUUAGAGAUUUCGCUAAGCCAAUGGGAGCGCAGAGUCCCGAACGAUUAGAACAAUUUAAGAAGAGAUUUAAGGAAUGGGAUGAUCCGCACGGGGAAACCCCGCCUUACCACUACGGCACCCAUUAUUCCAGUGCGAUGAUUGUCUGCUCGUAUUUGGUUCGUCUAGAGCCGUUCACUCAACAUUUCCUGCGACUUCAAGGGGGCUUCGAUUUGGCCGAUCGCAUGUUUCAUUCGGUGAAAGAAGCCUGGACGUCUGCUUCCAAACACAAUAUGGCAGACGUCAAGGAGCUCAUUCCAGAAUUCUUUUAUUUGCCGGAAUUUUUGGAGAAUAGCAACCAAUUCGAUUUGGGGGUGAAACAGAGCGGAGUAGCGUUGGGAGACGUGGCUUUACCUCCAUGGGCUAAACAAGAUACACGAGAGUUUAUCCGCGUCCAUCGGGAAGCGUUGGAAUGCGAUUUCGUAUCACAAAAUUUACACAACUGGAUCGAUUUAAUUUUCGGUUGUAAACAACAGGGCCAGCCGGCCGUCGAGUCUGUCAAUGUGUUUCAUCAUUUAUUUUAUGAAGGAAAAGUCGAUAUUGAUAAUAUCGAUGAUCCAUUGAAAAAGAAUGCCACCAUUGGGUUUAUUAAUAAUUUCGGACAAAUACCGAAGCAGUUAUUUAAGAAACCGCAUCCCUGCAAAAAAAUGGGAAACAACAAUAGAACGUCCGUUAUAAUCGAUCCCGGUUCGUUAGUCCAGGCAUUUACUUUACCGCAACCGGAUAAAUUGUUUUUCCACCAUUUGGAUAAUUUAAGGCCGUCAUUGCAACCAAUUAAAGAAGUGAAAGGGCCGGUUGGCCAAAUCCUCCAAAUAGACAAAUCGGUGUUAGCGGUAGAACAGAACAAAGUGUUGAUGCCUCCGACGUUUGGCAAAUACGUCGCCUGGGGCUUCGCCGAUCACUCGAUCAGAAUCGGCAACUACGAGAGCGACAAGGCCGCGUUCGUGUCAGAAAACGUCGAGCAAAACAACGGGGAGAUAUUGGCCUGUGUGUGUCCCAGCCCUAAAAUUAUUGUCACCGCUGGUACCGGCUCGGUGGUCACAGUGUGGCAUUACGAAGCAAGAAAAAAAAGUCUAAUGAUAAAACAUCGGUUGUAUGCACACACCGAUGCGGUCACGUGUUUGGCCGCAAGUCCCGCCUACAACGUCAUAGUAUCCGGGUCACGGGACUCCACUGCUAUCAUAUGGGACUUGUCUAGAGGAGUGUUUGUCAGGCAACUGAGAGGUCACGCUGGUCCAGUAGCAGCUGUAUCGAUAAACGAAUUGACGGGUGACAUAGCAACCUGUGCGGCCACGUGGUUACACGUGUGGAGCAUCAACGGGUGUCCCCUGGCGGCCGUCAAUACAUGCGUCGGUAGGGCGGAACGAAUGCAACAGAUUUUAUGUGUCGCUUUUUCGCAGGCGCACGAUUGGGACCCUUUAAAUGUUAUCAUUACCGGAUCGACGGAUGGAGUUACUAGGAUGUGGUCUUUGGAUUAUGUUCAAGUACCGAUAGAAACCUGUAAUCCCGCCAAAAAGGAUAACAACACAAAAUCGAAUAAUAACGAGCCGUCGCUUGUCAAGGAAAAAAACACUCAACAAGAAUCUGGGAGAAAUUUGAUGAAAAGCGGCUCGGAAAGUAGUUUGGCCGGCGAUUUAGGGAUUAAAAAUAAGAUUGAAAUGGUGAUAUCAUGCGAAAGCAGCCUAAAAGAGUGGGAGCGUGAAAAACAAGAGGAAAAAGAAACAUGCAGCGAUGGUGAAGAACAGAGUAAUAAUUCUUCUAGCCCUGCUCCGGUAGCUCCUGUAAGGAGAAGAAGAUCUAGGGUUCAUGGAGGAUUUAGGAGUGAAGGUGGUCAAAGUACAGAGAGCGGUGGCAGUUUAGAAAUUGAAGACGCUUCGGGCCUGAGAACGAGCAAAUCGGACACGAGCCUCACCGAUUCGUUUGUCAUCGUCGAAACGCAAAAGAAGAAUCCGAUGAAGACACUUCGCGAGGGCUUUAAAUGGCAACGGCAAUUAGUGUUCCGAAGCAAACUAACGAUGCACACCGCUUACGAUAGAAAAGACAAUACUGAACCGGCGUCCAUUUCUGCUUUGGCGGUUUCAAAGGAACAUCGUUCGUUGUACGUGGGCGACACCAGAGGGCGCGUAUUUUCAUGGUCAGUAAGCGACGUUGUCGGCAGAACGGCCGACCAUUGGCUGAAAGAUGAAGUUGCCGAAAACUGUGCUAGUUGUUCAGUUAGAUUUACAAUUUAUGAAAGGAGGCACCAUUGUAGGAAUUGUGGACAGGUGUUUUGUUCGAGAUGUUCCCGCUUCGAAAGCGAAAUUUCUAGAUUGCGAAUUUUAAAGCCGGUGAGGGUUUGUCAAACUUGCUACGCCACACUUAAAGGUGAUCACUCUUAAUUUUCGAUGUUUGUAACCAUACCACAUUUGGUGCCCUAUUUGUACAAUUCUUGAUGAUUAAAUAUUGUGAUUGUACAAUCAUUGAUAAAUAAAAGGGCAAACAAACUAGUACAAUAAUAGACAUAGAGUCACCCCCUCCUUAUGAGCAGUGUAUUAUUAACUAGCUAAUAAAUAAGUGUUGCUUCAAUAUUACUUUCGUUAUAAAAUAGGCGCAGAUUAAUUUUUUUUGUAUAUUAUGUUUCUUAAGAAUAAUUUUUAGCGUAAAGAGUAUAUUGAGUAUUAUUAAGAAGUUUCUUAUUAGUUGUAAAAAUUAGAAACAAAAAAAACAUAUUAAUAUAUUUUGUAGCGAUGAAAAGUGUCGUUAAUGUAAUAGUUAUGAUACAUUAUAUACAUAUUAUACAUACGUAAAAUAAUAUUAAAUAUCAAUAAUUAUAUGAAUUAAUAUUGUUAACUGGGUGUGCCACGAGGAAUUUCUUUUAAAUCCCAAAAUUGUUAUUUUCAUAUAUCCGCCAGUGAAUAAUUGAGUUGACUAAUUCUUAAAGGGGCUAAGUGAUAAAGUAUUGAGGAAAAUAACAAAUAUUAUUUAUAUUUUAAAUUCCUGAAGUUCUUUUUGAACUCCAUUAUUUUUUUAAUAAUAUGAUUUGGUCAAAGGUGUAAGUUACUUAAAUCAAUGCAUUCUUCCUUUCAGAAAUGUAUUUUUUUUAAUGGAAAUACUUAUUGUAAUAUUUGGGUUAUCUUAAAAUGUUAUAUUAUUAUUGUAAUUUUAAAGUUAAAAAUGAUCUGUCGAAGUCUAAUGGUUGGAACCUUUAGUUUGACACUCAAAUUACGAGACAGUUUUACCGCAAACCAAAACUCUUUAUUAAUUAAUAAUUGAAGACCUUGGUGCAAGAACCGGGCAAGUCCACAUUUCGUAAAUGUUGGGAAAAUGAAAAAAACUUUACUAUCUGAAAAUAAAUUUAAGUAAAUACAUAAAUUAAUUGAAUUGAAUGAAAAGAGUCUUAUAAAAAUCUUGAUAAGCGGCUGGGACAUAUUUUUGGACCAAACUCUUGCAAUCCUUUACUUUUUUAUCGUUUAUUAAUAGAAAAUUUUUAUAACAAUUUUCGGUUGGCAUUAAUACCUGACUUCGUGGGUCGGUCUCGAUCAGAGUAAAAGUUAAAAAAAUAGUAAGUCCAGCAGAGGCUGAGCAUUGAAUAAAGCUAUUAUUUCUAUGUGGAAAUUGCAAACUUCUCCUUGUUAGUGCCCUUAAAUCCUUUGAAUAGGGCUUUAAAAUGUUCUGUGUGAUUAUAAAUCAUUUUUUGAUUGACGUUUAUCACCUUGAAGUUUUUAGAUGUUUAACUAGGUUUCUCCAUUCUUCUGCAUUGUAUAUUCUUUCCCUCUUUCUUUUAUUUUUUUCAAUUAACCCGAAGGAACGGUCACAGGGCAGAAAACUAUGUCCUGGCUCUGGAUAUUGAUGGACCACCUGGGUAAUAUUAUUUAACUCUAUGUUAGUUAAAGUGUAUAAAUAUUUUACGAGAGUUUGGUUUUUAUUCUGCGCAAAAGCAUUAUCAGAGAAUAUAUUUAGCUCUGUAACUUCCAGAGGAAAAUAAGUUUGGAUAUAAUGUUGUAAAAAGCUGAUAACUUCAUUGGAACCUUUCUUUCCAGUAGCUUCAUCAUACAUAUAGAAUAAGGCAUUUCCACAAUGGAAUACAUCUCCGGCUGGUAUAUGCGGAAGUGGCAAAUUUUGUUGGUAGUCAAAGCAUAACGUCUCCACAUUGGGAUUCUCCUUGGCAAGUGCACUUUUUUGUUUAAGAUUUGUGUAAAAUACUUCUGCCUUACUUAAAUGGACGGUCUUCUCAGUUUGCAAAGCUACUUUGUUUUCAUUAUUAGCCUCCCCAGUUAUUUGGUUAACUAAGCGAUCGCAGGUUUGGCAUGUGUCGGACCGGGGCACACCAAAGCUGAUAUUAUAGUUCGAUGUAAAGUGGCGGUAGUAAAAGUCAUAUGUGGCCUCUGGUUGACAUUGUUCGCCGCUGGCAAGACAUUGAUAAACAGCUGGCUCAUGUUUUUUUAGAUACAUCAUAUGCAUCUAUGAAAUAUUCAUAUCUGAAGGUAAGUAGUACUUCCCAUCAUUUUUUUCUCGUCUAUAGUGAGAACUUCUGGGGAAACUUUUUAUGUGGUUAUCUAUUUGCGUUUUUAUUUGACAGGGUAUUUUAUUAGGACGAUUUUCGUGCUUUCCUCUCUUAUCAGCUGACGGUGUUAUGUUUUUCGUUAAACGAGAAGCUAAUCGGUCCACUCGAUGUUUGGUGAUGCCAUGAAUGGCCAUAAAAGCUUUCCUGCACACUUGAUAUUCUUCCGAGCCCACUCGUAUCUGCAAAAAAAAAUGAACGAGGUAGUUCUCUAGUAUUUGUAGUGUGAGCAAUAUUAUGGAGAGUAUGGAAACAUGUAUCCAAAGAGGUUCUAAAUUUACUGUAUAUAUAAAUAAAAAUAGAAAAAAUGUUUGAUAAAUCUUAAUAUCGUAAAAUCUAUUUAAAUUUUGCAGUUUUACCUACCUUAUAUGUAUGAGAAACAGAUUUUUGCGUUCCUUUACCGGUCCUUGGACGUUUACGGGCUAUCAGUUUUGACGAGAUUAGCCCUGCUAAAUAUAAGUCUUGUUUCUCCUCAUCUGCUAGUUUAUUAAAAGUUUCUAAAACCGAUUGUCUGGUUUGCUGAGAUAUAUUUAAGAAGCACCGUCGUGGACAAACACAAUCACUUCCGACCACUCUUUUCGGCACGACUUUUUUAGCAGUAUUUACGUAUUCAUCUCCACUAGCCCUUGAAAUUUUACGAACAUUUCUGGCCCAUUCAUGUUCACGCCUUGGACGUUUUCGACCUUUUUUAACGUUUUCUGCCUUUUGUGGUUGUUUCCGGAUACGUAAUUUAGUUUUACGUAUCCCCCUAUGUGUUCCAGGUUCACCUGCUUCAGUUGGAACAUAUUCACUUCCCGAGCUUUGAAAAUGUCCCGACUCUGAAUCUUGCUCCGACAUGGCCUAUUUAAAAUCUAGACACGUACUUAAAGAUAAUAAGUACUAAAGAUAAACAAUAAAUUAACUAACGAUGAACGAGCCAAAAGCAUACUAAGCCGGUUAAAGCGGCGCAACGGUUCCAGCUGUGUCACAUUCUCACGCAAGCAAGUCCCCACCACUAUACGAAAUUUGGUGCAAUAAUCAGGCAAGUCCUGGACUUGCCUGUUUCUUGAUCCAAAUCGGUUAAACGGGCAAGUCCUUUGCCUUUAUAUCUUUCACUAUAUGCCAGGGACUUGCCUGAUUCUUGCACCAAAAGACACGCAAUUUUAAUUUAUAUGGGUUGAUAUGUUUAACUCAUUUUAUGAGGAAAAUGGACUUGCCCGGUUCUUGCACCAAGGUCUUCAAUUAUUAUGCCUAAGUUAAACUCAUUCAUUAAAAAGUUAAACCCCAGAAUUUAGUUUUUUUUUUUUGCAAUAAACGCUAAUAUUUGACUAAAGUAAUUAAGUUAUAUAAAAUUAAAGUAAUUAAGUUAUCAUAUUAGAGGAAAAAUGGCAGAAACUGCACUUGGGUCCUUUAAGAAAUGAUCGAUUAAGUGGUACUAGUGUCGGCUAAUUGUCUUGAUAUUUUUUGAACAAUUUUAUUUACAUUCUGGUAAUGGGCUAUAUCGUAGGACAGAAACAUGGUCCAUAGAAAACGUCUAGGGACCAUAACUGCUGGAAUACUAUUUUGUUUUUACUAAUUUCAUGUAUGGAUCAUUGCGCUCGAUUCUAAAGAGAGCUAAUUUUUAAGUAAAUCUAUAUAUUAAAGAUUUAAGCGACUUCUAAAGUUAUCUUGAUUCAAGUAUUUGCAUUGGGAGCCUUUAAGUCUUGACAGGACUGGUCUUAAUAUUUAACAAAUUUUACGGUUUUCCAGGCAGUUACGGUUUUAAAAACGUCUUUGGUAGAUCCUGUAUAACUGUAAGGUUAAUUUAAAUAUUGUUAUUUUAAAUUGGAUUCUCGAAAUACAUUAUAUUUAUAUUGAAUUAAACAAAAAUAUAUGCAGGGUGCCUGAAAUUAAGUCUGCACUGAUGCUCACUUCUUUAUUCUUGAAGAUUGUCAAAGAUGGUUUAAUUAGAAAAGUUGUUCUGUUUCACUCUGUUACAUUGCACUUUGAAGAUAUUAUUAAAUACAUAUCUUUUUUUAUGGAACAGUUUAUAAAUGAUUAGACUAGUUAACAGCAAAUCCUUUUUUUAAAUAAAAACUGGUAAAAUGUUUAAAAAACACUUUCUUUCUCAAAUUAAAAAUAACAAAAUUAUAAAUCAGUUUUUACUAUUUUUAGGAGUUUUUAAUUUUUCGGUUACUGAUGGGUUAUUGUUAAAACAAAUCCAAGUAAAAGGAAAAAAAAACACCUGAGGUAAAAUAGAAAAAGAAUAUACGAACAGUACAGACAUAAUUACAGACAUCCUGUAUAAGUUUAUUGCUUGCCUUUUAUCGGUAUGCUAAUAAACUCUUUAAAUCUUUUACGUGCAAUAUUUUCUUGUAUUAUUUAUUAUUAUUGUAUUCUAGUUUUAUUGUAACCGUAUUAUAAAUUUGUGUGUGAUAUUAUUGAGAUCUUUUUUUUGUUAUUGUUGAUAUCUAUAAUUUAACUUAUUUUAUACAAUUUUUAAUUUGAAUAUAUAUCAUAUUCUUUUUACCUGA
Molecule: messenger RNA, 15051 nt
Organism: Anthonomus grandis grandis
Lineage: Eukaryota; Metazoa; Arthropoda; Insecta; Coleoptera; Curculionidae
Gene: bchs
Product: WD repeat and FYVE domain-containing protein 3
Exons: 47
Coding region: 156-10397 (3413 amino acids)
Molecular function (GO): protein binding; metal ion binding
Source: RefSeq, a predicted model, not a curated record